AUGGCCAAGUGGGGAGAAGGCGAUCCAAGAUGGAUUGUUGAAGAAAGACCAGACGCCACAAAUGUAAACAAUUGGCAUUGGGUAGAGAAAAACGCAUCUGGUUGGUCUAAGGAUAAGUUAAAGGAGUUGCUUGUUGGAUUGAAAAUUACAGAUGAUCAAGGUGAAUGUGAAAUUGCAGAAUUAUCAAAGAUAGAAGGUGAAGCUUCAGCUAAUAAUAGAAAAGCUAAAUUAAUAUUUUUCUAUGAAUGGGAGGUGACUGGAGAAUGGAAAGGUAGUCUCAAAGAUGGAGAUAAGAUAUAUAAAGGAAAAUUUGAAGUUCCUAAUCUUAGUGAAGAAAAUGACCCAGAGGAUAUUGAAGUUACAGUAACAUGUGAAAAAUCUACUGAUGAGGCAUAUACAUGUAAAGAAAUAUUCCGCAAAGUGGGUACACCAAUAAUACAACAACAAAUAGCAAAAUACAUCAAAGACUUGAGAGAAGAGUACAGUCAAGGCAUUGUUUUACCAACAAGAACAACUGGUGGUAGUACACUUAUUAAUACAUCCUAUUCAAUGCUGAAGUGCUCAUUUAUAAAUAAUAUCUUUCAGAAUGCUGCUAAGAAGGAAUUAAAUAAGGUAAUUACAAGUUCAGAGAAGUCAAAUGCUGGUGUUAAAAUAAGAACAAAGAUAUUAAAGUCUAAAGAAGAGUUCAAAUGUAAUGCUUCUGAUUUAUACAGAGCCCUGACAGAUCCUGGGAUGGUAUCAGCAUUUACUGGUAGUACAGCUUUAUUAGAGCCUGAAACUGGAGGUAAAUUUUCUCUCAAUGGUGGAAAUAUUUGUGGAGAAUUCAUUGAAUUGGUUCCAAAUAAAAAACUUGUUCAGAAGUGGCGUGUAAAGUCGUGGCCAGAGGAACAUUAUUCAACUGUGACUAUAGAAUUAAGUGAAACUGAGGACUGUACACGAUUAAAUUUACAUCAAGUCGGUAUUCCAGAAUCAGAAUUUGAACGAACACAAUGUGGCUGGCAAAAUCAUUUCUGGGAGAGAAUCAAACAAGUAUUUGGAUUUGGAGCGAGGCUUUUUUGA
This is a messenger RNA of Lottia gigantea (owl limpet), 1059 nucleotides long. RefSeq lists its product as hypothetical. Bases 1 to 1059 code for a protein of 352 amino acids. Gene Ontology annotation, cellular component: cytosol. Gene Ontology annotation, biological process: positive regulation of ATP-dependent activity; protein folding. The record is from RefSeq and is a predicted model, not a curated record. Gene Ontology annotation, molecular function: protein-folding chaperone binding; ATPase activator activity. The transcript is spliced from 8 exons. Lineage: Eukaryota; Metazoa; Mollusca; Gastropoda; Lottiidae.